Pseudophryne corroboree (corroboree frog) is the source of this 8809-nucleotide messenger RNA. RefSeq lists its product as uncharacterized. The transcript has a single exon. Bases 21 to 8639 code for a protein of 2872 amino acids. NCBI's taxonomy places the organism in Eukaryota, Metazoa, Chordata, Amphibia, Anura, Myobatrachidae. The record is from RefSeq and is a predicted model, not a curated record.
GUCCGCAAUAUACCGGUGACAUGCAGGACGCAAGGGGUAGAAGCACUAGAUCAUCAAAGCGAUAUGGCUCUGUUCCUGACUCUGUAUCGUUACCGGACCAUGAAAUUCAAGGCUGCCAAAGUGACACUGGACAAUAUCUGUGCAUUGAGUGCAAUGAAACUUUUGACACUAAACUGGAACUGAACAGUCACCGUCAGAGUCACGUGACAAAGAAACAGUUCACAUGUGCACAUUGUGGAAGAGGAUUCCACCACCAAGUCUUCUUGCAAAUGCACGAGAGAAGCCACGAAGAUGGGGGUUCUCGGACACCAGUCACUAAGACGCCAUGUCGAGUAAUAUCAACGAGGAGCAGCAAGGCCAUGUCAUCUCUUAUAUCAGAUGAUGAUCAUGGCACAUCCACUCCUACCAAACCAUCUGACCAUCUCCUGAACUCCAUAGUGAAAUUCAGAAGUGAAAAAAAAGUUUGCCAAGCUUAUGCCCCCCAUGAGUGUGUCACCAGACGCAUGCAAGGUACCACUCUGCCUGCUUACCAGAGAGCGGAUGCUCCUGAGAGAAAGAACAGGUUUGAGUUGAGAAUAUCAAAGUUUUCAGACACUACUGUUCACCUUAUUGAUACCUUUGGAAACACACUUGAGAUACUAAGUGAGGUUUUUAAUAAGUAUACAAUUGGUGAACCUGAGCAGGAGAGUUGUGCGGAGAGCCAUGUAAGCCCCAAUGUAGAAGAACAUACAAAUACCUUGGAGAAUAUUGAUGCGCAGAAUGUCAAUACAAUUGAUACUACUGACCAGAAGGUGUCACAUGUCAUAACUGCUUCCCAGGACGUUUUGGAAGACCCUCCCUUGUUAUCCCAAGUAGAAGAAUUUGACUCUGGGAAAAAUGUACAUGUUAGUGACACGGAGGCGGAUCUGCCUUUGUGCAACAUCAAACCUAUCGUAAGUGCCAGCACUUCUCCUGAGAAACUGUUUCAUUUCCGUGAUGUUGAUAUUCUUACAGCACCCACAGCCUCUAACUCGGACACAGGUGGCACUUCAUGUCAUGAACAUCUCGUAAAUCAGCCAAAUUCUGAAAUUCCCAAGAAUACUUCUGAUGAUAUAAUCUUAAAUCCUCCAAGUACUGUCCAGAAUGACUCCUUGCUAAAUCACAAUACUAGUGAACUUGUUGACCCGGUCUUCGAAAUUGACAGCAGAGAAUCUGUUACCAAGCUGCAGACAGAUUGUGAAACCAAAGCAUCGGAAGGUUCCCUUGUGGAAGAGGUAAAUUUGUAUGACGGUGAUAUCAGCGCUGGUCAUACUGCAGAUGAAAUGGAUGCCUCGCCUAAGCUGGACACUUUAGAUACGAUACCUCUUGAUGAUCUGUUAAACCAACAUGAACAAUGGAAUGUCCCGUGUGUUUUACAUGAUGAAAGCAGUUCUACUUUGAACAAGUCUGUAGCACCUGAAGCCCCUAUCAAUACUGAUAACCAGGAAAAAGGUCUUCAAAAUACUUCUUCUACUAACACACUUGUUGCAUUGUGUGGGGAUGAUAAGGAUCAGUCUUUGUUGAAUGAUGAUUCAGUGAAUGAAAUGGGAAUCUUAAUGAAUAUGAAUCAUGAUUGUGAUCAGUUGGAACCAUCAUGUGAAAAUAAAAGCAUCAAUGUGAAGACAAACCUCAAUAUUUGCUUGCCAGAAUGGGAUGCAUUGUCAAAAAUGGUUAAUGAUGACCAUAUGUCAGAUCAGCAGAGUAAAACAGCGACAUGUGAACUGGAAGAAAAUAAACAUUCACCUAGAUUUGAUGAAGAGCUGCUUACGGCUUUAGAAAAGAGUAAAGACAUGAACUUAUUGGAAACUGGUGAACAGGAAAACUUACAAAAUCGUCUGGCCCUUGAUGAGUGUUUAUCAGAAUUGAAAGAGCAGCAUACAGAAAAGGAGUCUCUCAACUCCCCUAGGAAUGUAGAACUGGACAAUGUGAUGCAUGAGCUUGAAUCAGCCGCUGAGGGAACAAGCCAGGAACAAUCUGACUCUGGCAAAGAAGAUGUUGAUUUUCACAUUUUUAACAGUAGACCAACAAAUCUAGAGGAAAAUGGAAAAGUGAGCUCACAAAAUGAAAAUACAGGAGAGAAUGAUCUUGCUUUAGUAAAAUCUGAUGAACAGUCUCUGAAGGAUAAUGGGAACCAAGGGACAACAUGGAAGUGUGAAAUUCAGUCUAGUUCAAAUGAGAGCUCCUAUUUGAAGGAUAUUGAUGAUCAAAGAGACCCUGAAAGAGAAACAAACAUUUGCAAAGUAACUCAAGAUGUCGGUGAAAAAAUGUCCCUUUUUGAGAUGGAAACUCCUGUUUGCUCACCAAAAUCAAAUACCCAGUUGCAGAUGGACCGCAGUGAUGGUGAAAAAACAAUCUCUUUGGAGCAAGAUGCGCUGAAUGAUGAACACCUUAUAACUGACCAGUCCGAUACUGUCUUAUCGGACCACAAUAUGAGAGACGGUUUUAAUAAGGAAGAAAUAUUGCCUUUAGAAGCACAAUUAGAGGUUCUUCCGCAAAUCCAUAUCUCCAAUGAACAAAACAUUGUAUUAGAAAAAGAAAUUGAAAAUGAUGUUGUCAUGCAUAAAAUGGUAAUGGCCCAUUGCUUAAAUGAACCAGAUGAAUCACCGGCUCCUAGCGCUCUUCUCUCGUCUAAUUUGGAAAGUGAAAUGGACAUUCCAUUACAGCAGAAUCAGGGAGAAGAGGAUACAGUUAGUCAUAUCAACACGAAUGAGAUUGAUCUAGAAAUGAGCUCAUUGGAUAGCCAUGAACCAUCAGCGAAAGAUGACAUUAACAUCUCUAAGCAGAAUUCACAGCCACAAAUCUCUGAUCGCCAAGUAAACACUGAGAGAGAUGCAGACUUCAGUUUAGUAAGUCAUGAUGAACAGUUUAAGAUUAAUCUUGCUGGUAAUGAGAGCGUCCAAGAUGCAAGCCAAACAGAUGGUGCAGAGAUUGAAUUUGACUGUAACGAUUGUUCCUCUCAUGUGGCAGACACUGAACUAGACUCCUCUACGAGCUUGCUAACCACUGAGAAAUCAGGAGUGAGUACUGAUGAAAAACAAGAUCAAGAUCCAUCUGUUAUGUUUGUGCAGGACACAGUGCCUGAAAAUGACAAAGACUCUUUCACCGAAGAGCCUGAUAGUAGUCAUCUGAUUAACGAAAUGGUGACUGAACAUUGUGACCUUUUUGACCAAGAACUAGAGCAAGAUCACUCAAUUGAUCAACAAAAUGAAGAGAAAACUGAAGAUCUAAAUUCCAUGAAGGAAUCUUCUUUACCUAUUACAGUGGACAUUGAAAAGCUAUCCACUCCUAAAAAGAAUCUUUGUGGCGUUCUAAGUGUGCUAGAUGAGUGUAAUGACAGUGCUGAAAGAACAAAAGUCUCUGAGGGUUCACCAGUAAAUCAUAACAUUACGGAGGUAUUUAAUGAGACGGAGUCUCCCAGUUUACUUGAAUACCCUGACUUUAGGUCAGUUGACUCUUAUGAUAGAGAACCAGAGCCAAAUCUAAAUCUGGAGAAUGCAGGAGAUGGCUUACCAUCCCCUCACAAUGAAGUCCUUAGUGUUUCAUCCUUGACCAGUCAAAAAGAAAGUCAAGAAGGCCUUUUCAGUGGUACACCCCAGAUAAGUAGCAAAACAACUCUUCCAAGUGAAGAUGCAGAAAAUGUUUUAGAUGCCCAAAAUGAACAGUUAGAGAGAGAGACUGAAUAUCCAACUACACAUGAACUAAAUAUUUUACAAAAUAUCAGAAAUGACCACAAUGAUAAAGAUACAAAGGUAGUGAUCUCUGGAUGCAGCAAUCUAAUGAAUGAAGAAAUCGUGGACAAGCAGAUUACCUUUCAUGAAAGAGACCCUAAUAGUGAACUGCCAUUCAUUAAAAAUGUUGAAACUGAAGUAAUGUCAGAUGCUGAAAAGGCCUUAUGCCCUGAACAACAUAAUCUAAAUCCAUCUUCUGCUCUGGACUGUUUCUCUGACCAUCAUUUACAGAGCAGUGUCGGGGAUGGGAUUAAUGAGGAAUGCAAAGAAAUUAACUUAGAUGAGAACAGUUCCCAUGAAAAACUUGAGACAACACACAAUUCUCAGGUGCCUAGUGUUGACCUAGUUUUAAGUGACUCUGGAAUGAGCAGCCAGAUUAACAAGACGGAAGAUGAAUUUGAAGACCCAAGUGAAAUCUUGCACAAACCUUUUCCAUGUGAAAGUUCAAAUAUGGAUGAAGUCCCUAAUGACAAGUCUGCAAUGUCGAGAAGUGAUAUUGGGACUUCCAGUAGCGAAGCAUCAAAUUCAUUGUGCAAGAGCCAAUCUGUAAUUCAUGAUUCACCAGAAGGUCCACCACUGACAAAUAGUGGCAGUAAAGAGGAUUCAUCUGAUGUGAAAAUGUCUGACGGAACAUUGGGGGCUGGUGGACAAUGCUUGACGUGUGGCCGAAAGGUGAGACGCAGUAGGAAAGAACUAGUUUGGUCACCACUCUGCUUUAAGUGCCGUUUGCUGGCAAAGAGACAAGAGCACCAUGCUAAGCAGGAAAUGUGCAAGAGUUCAGACCUUGUACUGGAACCAGAAAUGUCUAGUAAAGAAGAAAAUUUGUUCAAUUUCUCAAACUGUAAUAUUAAACAAGAGGCAGAUCAUUUGCAAAAAGAAAUAUCUGAUGAACCUGUUGAAAAAUUGGAUAAUACAUCUGUCAAGGAGGAAGAGCCUGAUCCUAUACCUAAAAAAACAUAUACGUGUCAGAAGUGUGACAAGUCCUUCAGAAUUCCUGCACUUCUUGCAGGUCACAUGAAAUGUCACACAUUACCCCAGUGUUUGACCUGUGGCUGCCAAAUGAGACUGAAGUAUAAAACUAGGCGUAUUCCGCGGAGGUGCCAGAAAUGUGUUCAGCAAAUCAAGGAGCAAAAGAAAGGUGAUGGAACGCUGAUUGGUGAGAAGAGUGGAGAUGAGGACAGCCUGAAGUCAGACAGUGAGGCUCCUGUAACUUCUCUGUCUGACAGCCAUAGUGUAAUGCCCGACGAUGAGCUACAGGACAGUGACACGUCUUUGAGCACUAUAAAAUCACACCAGAAACCAUGUACUAAAAGCAAAUUUCGCCAAGCAAAGUUACAGUCUGUAAGAGUUAGAAGAGGAGCUGAGAUGUUCCACUCUGGACUUCUAAAAAAGCACAAGAAGGUUCGGUCUGGCAUGCCAUCCCUGUACUGUACCUGUGAUGCAGGUUUCAGAUUUGGACUUAGGAAGUCGGUGAAAAAAUGUCAGCAUUGUCAUAAGCUUAUUAGAGACCGAACACCUCCAGUUUCACUUGAAAAAGCAGAGCUGACAGCUGCCCAUCAAUCUGACCUAUCUGAUUCAUCACAUGAUAGUGACCAAGAUCUAAGAAACAAGCUGAAAAAAGAUCUAACUGGUGACAAAAAAAGACCAUUAAAGAAGGUUAAAAAGCAGCAAUUGCCAGAGUCUGAAAUGCAAACUACUAAAGAUGAUUUGGUGUCAGGGGAUAGUGCUGAAACACGUGUAAGAAAAUCUGUCCAGGAGUUGAAGCCUUGUAAAGCGGAGGCUGAGAUCUGUAAGAAAGAAGAUACUGAAUCAUCUUCAGAUGAACAGAUGAGUGACCAGAGCAUGAGUCUGCCAGAUGGUGAAAAGCCACGUUUAUGCCCGCAAUGUGGCAAGGCGUUUAAGUGUAAUAGGUCUCUUCAUCUUCACCUGUUGAGCCAUACAGCAAUACUUUGUGAGUCUUGUGGUUGUCGAUUGCAGAAAAAGAGACGAGCUGGUCGAUGGUCAAAGAAGUGUCGUAUCUGUAGACUGCACAGCAAAGAGCCAGGUGUUUCUGCUGAUGUGGAAAAGGCCUUCACCAGCGAAAACAUUACAAAGGAGGAAAGCAUGUGUUCUUUUCCGCUUAAAGUCAAGCAGCCAAAGAUUGUGAAAAAUAGACAAAUCAAGUCCAUUACAAAGCACAAGAAAGACCUUAAAUGGAAGAACAUGAUGUUGUCCGUGAAAGGGCUUAAAAGGAAACCUAGAGAAAAGAAUGACAUAACUUGUCUUGAAGAUCAUAAAAAAGGUGACAAUGAAGUAAAAAAGGACCUGCAGAGCACCAGUUCAGAACCAGACCAUAGUAGUAAUGUGUCUGCCAUUAAUGAUGAUAAAAGCAGUAUUUUCACAGAUUUUGCUGCUCUACCCAAAAAUGAUGUACACCUUCAUGGUUUGCAAGAACCUGAUUCUUCAGGACUGCACAAUCCUCGAAAAAAACUCGGGGGCAUCCAUAAACAAGGCAGAAAGUGUUUGUAUAGAGAGAAAAACAUUAUUAAAGUUGAAGAGGACCAAGUUUUACCUUAUAUUCACAAUCCGCCUGCAUCAAUUAUUCCUGUAUCCAUUAAAGUAGAGGAUGAAAACCAGUGUUUGGAAUGUAGCCAAACUUUUCCAAAUGUGGAUCUUUUGAUCAGCCACCAGCAAAAUCAUAUUGAGGACCAGCCAUUCACAUGUUCACAGUGUCCACAAAGCUUCUCUAAAGAACAGUAUUUGAAUAUUCACCAUAAUACCCAUGCUGAAGAUCGUCCCUUUCAUUGUCCAGAAUGUAAUAAAACCUUCACUAGAAGAAACCAUCUUGGUGUCCAUAUGCGUGUACACACAGGCACAAGACCAUUUGCUUGUCCAGACUGUCCUUGCAGAUUUCGGCAAAAGGGCAGCCUGAUUAUUCAUCGUUACACACAUAGAAAUGUUCAGCUUUCGCUAUUAAAGCCUUAUCCGUGUUCAAUCUGCAGUAAAAGUUUUAAGCAAAGGGAAAGGCUAGUCGUGCAUGAACGUCUUCAUACUGGUGAAUGUCCCUUCUCUUGUAAGGAUUGUGAAAAAGUUUUUCCUAGCAAAGCAAGGCUUUACAUCCAUCGUAAAAUGCAUAAAACCUGUAAGAUUUCAUCUAGUGUUCAGCCAAGUACUGAUUGCAAGGAAAAUAUGGAGACACAGCCUUUCAAAUGCCAAGACUGUGACAAAGUCUGCUCCACCAAAGCCAGUCUGGUUCUUCAUCGGAAAGUGCAUAAGUUGUCAUCCAGCUCUGAGCAGAUUAGCCAGCAACAGAAUGUAGAAGAACAUCCUUUUCAUUGCAAAAAAUGCAAUAAAGUCUUCUCCACUAAGGCAAGUCUAACUCUGCAUAUCAAGCUGCACACAGCACACAGGGUAACUGCCAACUUAGACCAGAAUCCUGCCAGCAAAGGGGACAUGCAGGGGCAGCCUUUCAUUUGCAAAGACUGUGGUAAAGUCUGCUCCACCAAAGCCAGUCUUGUUCUUCAUCGUAAAGUGCACAAGUCUCUAUCCUUUCAGGAGCAGAAUCUGGACUCCAAAGCUGGUAUUGGAAGCCAUGCCUUCAUUUGCAAGUACUGUGAUAAAGUCUGCUCCACCAAAGCCAGUUUUGUUCUUCAUUCUAAGGUGCACAAAUCAUCCAGCAGCGAAAGCAUUCUUACAAAGAAUGUGGUGCAGAAGUCCUUUAUUUGUAAGGAGUGUAAUUUAGUCUUCUCCAACAAGUCUAGUUUUGUCCUUCAUUCUAAGGUACACAAGUCUUCAUCCAGCAAUGAGCAGAAUUUAAAAGUUGACCUGGAGAAACAGACCUUCAUUUGCAAAGACUGUGAUAAAGUCUGUUCCACCAAAGCCAGUCUUGUGCUUCAUAGUAAGGUGCACAAGUCAUUAUCAAGCAAUGAACUGAACAUUAGUCCUGGAGUAGACAUGGAAGAGCAUCCUUUUCAUUGUAAGGACUGUGGGAAAUUAUUUUCCAGCAAAGGCAAGCUCUCUGCCCAUAGUAAAGUGCACUCAGAGCACGACCAAAACCCCAGUUCUGACCAAAACCCUAGUUCUGACCAAAACCCUAGCCACAUUGCAGAUGUGGACCAGCAGCAAAAGACGGACACUGAAGAAAAACCAUUUCCCUGUCCAAAAUGUCGAUUAAGAUUCACACGAUUGAAGAUGCUUGUCCGUCACAAACUUAUUCAUGGGGAUGAUGGAAUCUUCCCAUGUCUACAUUGUGGAAAGAGGUUCCUAUUCCAGAAAUCACUUUUAAACCAUGUGAAGAUCUGUCAGAGCAGAAACAAGGGAAAAAUCAUCUUGGGACAGAAGAAGGCUGCAACAAAAAGAAAGAGUUUGAAGGAUGUAGGUGAAUCUAGCUUGGGAGAAGAGGCUGUGACCAAGAAGAGAAAAAUCAACGAGAACAAGAAAGUAACAUCUGAUGCACAAAAAGAAAACAAGAAAAAAAUGAUUAAGGGAAAGAAGCUUGGUUUAAUCAAAGAGAAAUGUAAAACAAAAGACCUAAAAGACAAAAAGACCAAACCAAAAGAAAAGAGAUCUAAGGGAGAUGGUGAAACAGAUACAGAUGGUGAGGGCAAGAAAUCCUUGCAGAUAAAACAUGAGAAAAUCUUAGACGUUGUGGUGAAGGAUAAAGAAGUUGCCAAGGAGAAAAAACGAAAAGCUGUAGUAAAAGUAAAGAAGGUUGUGAAAAAAGUCCCUUCUAAAGAAAAGCAGCAAAACAAAAGAAGUGUAAGCCUAAAAAAAUGGGUCAUAGCCGGUACUACAGUGAAGAAACAGACUGUGAUUGGUGGGGUGAAAAAGAGAGAAGUGAAAAAAAGUGGGCCAGGUAAAGCCAAGUCUGGGGGGAAAAGUGGACAGGGGGUAAAAGAGAAGAAUGAAAAAUGACUGUCAUCUCCUGCUGCUGAAUAGAAGCGUUCAUCCUUAUUUCAUACGUAACAGUGUUGCUACUUAAUGUUUUUGUUGUCUGUACAAUGUUCCACUUCUGUAGACAUUCGUAUACUGAAGCCGUUAAAUUUAAACCUUGUUGUCUUUUAAUAAAAUUUGCCUAUGUGGAA